UAAUAUUUCGUGAAGAAAAUAUUUUUUUUCGGAUAUGAAAUUUUCAAAACAUUUCUUUCAUAGGUUAAUCUAUCGAUAAACUAUGUUUUCGGUAGAAAUCCUAUCAUUUAACUUGUUAGUACCUAUAAUGCCGUAUAUAUAUCUAUAUCUGACAAGAAUCUAUAUUAAUCAAUAUAAAAUCUAAAAAUGAAAAGUAAUUUAUUAUUUAAAAUAAAUCUCUUGUUAAAAUCAGAAACAAAGUCUUAUAAAUUUAUUUUCUUUAGGUCGUACAUGAAAAGGAGAAUUAAGUAUAAUUCCUAGUGAAAUUAUAAUUUUAACACCAUCAUUACAUCAAUUACCUCAUUUACAUUAUGGUUUAAAAGAUAACGUUAAAUAAGAAAAAUUUUUUUUUUGUUUCAACUUUUUUAGGAAACACGUUAUUGUGAACGUUAUCUUGAUUUAAUAAUGAAUCAUGAUGUUCAAGAAAAAUUUAUUAAAAAAGCAAAAAUUAUUUCUUAUCUUCGAAAUCUUUUUAAUGCAUUAGGUUUUCUUGAAGUUCAAACACCAAUGAUGAAGAUGAUUGCAGGUGGUACAACAGCUGAACCAUUU
Messenger RNA from Rotaria sp. Silwood2, 588 nucleotides. NCBI's taxonomy places the organism in Eukaryota, Metazoa, Rotifera, Eurotatoria, Philodinida, Philodinidae. The record is from the annotation of a GenBank genome assembly.